Messenger RNA from Nicotiana attenuata, 837 nucleotides. RefSeq lists its product as uncharacterized. NCBI's taxonomy places the organism in Eukaryota, Viridiplantae, Streptophyta, Magnoliopsida, Solanales, Solanaceae. The transcript is spliced from 2 exons. The record is from RefSeq and is a predicted model, not a curated record. Gene Ontology annotation, molecular function: zinc ion binding; nucleic acid binding. The coding region runs from base 1 to 837 and encodes 278 amino acids.
AUGUCGAAUUUGUCAAAGCUUGAGUUUGUGGCACUUGACAUUUCUGGAAAGAAUUACCUAUCAUGGGUUCUCGAUGUUGAGAUUCACUUAGCCGCUAAAGGUCUUGGUAACACCAAUACUCAGGGUAAUGAGGCAUCAAACCAAGACAAAGCGAAGUCCAUGAUUUUCCUUCGUCAUCAUUUGGAUGAAGGUUUGAAGGUUGAAUAUUUGACAGUGAAAGAUCCACUUGAAUUGUGGACUGGCCUGAAGGAAAGGUAUGACCACCUUAGGGCUACAGUAUUGCCAAGGGCUCGAUAUGAGCGGAUGCACCUACGUUUGCAAGAUUGUAAGACCCAGCAAUACCGUGAAAGGGGUUUUAAAAAGUAUUCUGAAUUGAUCUCAUGCCUUCUGGUGGCUGAGCAACAUAAUACCCUUUUGCUGAAAAAUCAUGAAGCCCGUCCCACAGGGUCAGCUCCGCUUCCUGAAGCGAAUAUGGCAGCUAGACGUGAUAAGUCUGGAAAAAGGCAGAAUAAUAAUCAUGUCCAUAUGAAUGUACGUGGGCAUGGCAAUGGUAAGAGACGGUAUAAUAGUCGUCAUCGUGGUGGUCAUGGCAAACGAGAGAACAAUAUGGAUUCUCAAAACAAUCCUUCAAGAGGCAAAAACGGUAACUGCCACCGCUGUGGCAUGAAAGGUCAUUGGAAAAUUGAAUGCCGUGCACCUGAGCAUUUUGUCAGGCUUUAUCAGAACUCCAUCAAAAGAAAGGCAAAUAAUGUUGGAGCAUCUUCUGCUAAUGCCCCAGUGGAGUCUCACUUGACUUUUAAAAAUGAUUUUGAGGCAGGGCCUUCAAACAAAAAAUGA